GGAGAACCUCAGUCCCUGUGGUGACCGAAGUCUAGGCCAGGCCCAUGAACUCCAGGCGCCGGGAAGUUAGGGAUGGGGGUGGGGUUGGGGCUGCCUCCUGGGGUGGCAGCCUCCCUGAUGUCCCACUGGCCCCUCCUGGCAUUCACACCUCAGUGUCCUGAGGGUCCAGUGGUCUGCAGGGUCAGCAGGGUCCUGCCGAGGUGAUGGGCUGAGAGUGAGACCCUGUAUCAGAAAAAAAAAGAAAAGAAAAUCAGUUGACUGUAAAUGUGAGGACCUAUUUCUGAACCCUCAAUUCUUUUCCAUCGAUCUAUACAUCUAUCCUUGUUCUAUUAUCAAUCACACUGUCUUCUUGAUGACUGUAGCUCUGUAGUAAGGUUUUCUUUGUUAGGUUGGGUUUUGUUUUGUUUUGUUUAGACAGAGUCUCUGUCACCCAGGCCGGAGUGCAGUGGCACAAUCUCGGCUCACUGCAACCUCCACCUCCCGAAUUCAAGGAAUUCUCCUGCCUCAGCCUCCUGAGUAGCUGAGAUUAUAGGCGCAUGCCACCACACCCAGCUAAUUCUUGUAUUUUUAGUAGAAACAGGGUUUCACCAUGUUGGUCAGGCUGGUCUCCAACUCCUGACCUCGUGAUCCACCCACCCCAGCCUCCCAAAGUGCUGGGAUUACAGGCUUGAGUCACUGCGCCCGGCCAGGAGAGUCUUUUCAACAGUGGUUCAAAAACAAUUGGGUAUCCAUAUGCAAAUAAAUUAACAGAUUCUUACCUCACACCAUAUACACAAAUUAACUAAAAAUAGAUCAUAGCCCUAAAUGCAAAAUCUAACCAUAAAACUUCUUGGAGAAAACUUUAAAAAUCUUUGUGACCUUUAGGCAAAGAUUUCUUAGAUACGACACCAAAAGAAUAAUACAUCAAGAAAAAUGGGCAAAUUAGUCUUCAUUAAAAGGAAGAACUUCUCUUUUUCUUUUUUAAAAAAAUUUUGUGUAUCCUCAUUGUUAAGCACGAACUCUUUUUCAAGACACAGUGUUAAAAACAUGAAAAGACUGGGCGCGGCGGCUCAGGCCUGUAAUCCCAGCACUUUGGGAGGCUGAGGUGGGCGGAUCACCUGAGGUCAGGAGUUCGAGACCAAUCUGGCCAACAUGGUGAAACUCCAUCUUUACCAAAAAUACAAAAAUUAUCCGGGUGUGUUCAUGGGUGCCUGUAGUCUCAGCUACUCAGAAGGCUGAGGCAGGAGAAUCACUUGAACCCGGGAGGCGGAGGUUGCAGUGAGCUGAGAUCAUGCCACUGCACUCCAGCCUGGGCAACGGAGCAAGACACCAUCUCAAAAAAAGACAAGAAAAGACAAACCACAGGCUGGAAGAAAAUAAAUCACAUAUCUGAUAAAAGACUCACAUGCAGAAUUUGUAAAGAAACCUGGGCUGGUGCAGUGGCUCAGGCCUGUAAUCCCAGCACUUUGGGAGGCCGAGUUGGGUGGAUCACCUCAGGUCAGGAGUUCGAGACCAGCCUGGCCAACAUGGUGAAACCCCGUUUCCACUAAAAAUACAAAAAAUUAGCCAGAGGGCGUGGUGGCACGUGCCUGUAAUCCCAGCUUCUGAGGAGGCUGAGGCAGGAGAAUUGCUUGAACCUGGGAGGCGGAGGUUGCUGUGAGCUGAGAUCGUGCCACUGCACUCCAGCUUGGGCAACAAGAGUCAAACUCUCAAAAAAAAAAAAAAAAAAAAAAAGAAUUCUGCAAACUCAAAAAUAAGAAAACAACCUAAUUUUUAUUUCUAAUUUAAUUUUUUGUAGAGACAGAGUUUUGCCAUGUUGCCCUGGCAGGUCUCAAACUCCUGGCCUGAAGUGAUCUGCCUGCCUCAGCCUCCCAAAUUGCUGGGAUUACAGGUGUGAGCCACCGCACCAGGCCACAAACUAAUUUUUAAAAUGGACAAAAUAGGCUAACCACAGUGGCUCACACCUGUAAUCCUAGCACUUUGGGAGGCCGAGGCAGGCAGAUCACUUGAGGUCAGGAGUUUGAGACCAGCCUGGCCAACAUGGUAAAACCCCGUCCCUACUAAAAAUACAAAAAUUAGCCAGGUGUGGUGUCAGGCACCUGUAAUCCCAGCUACUCGGGAAGCUGAGGUGGAACAAUCACUUGAACCCGGGGGGUGGAGGUUGCAGUGAGCCAAGAUCUCACCGCUUCAUUCCAGCCUGGGCAACAGAGUGAGGCUCUGUCUCAAAUAAAAUAAAAUGGACAAAAUAUUUGAUCAGUCUUUCUACCAAAGAAGAUACAUGGAUAACAAAUGCACACGUGAGAAGAUGCCCAGUGUUGUUCAUCAUUAAGGAAAUGCAAAUUAAAACCAGAAUGAGCGCCUACUAGGAUGACUGAAUUACAAAGCUGUCCCGCGCUGAGUGUGGGUGAGGACGAGGACACGGAGCCUGGAACCUCUAGUGGGAAUAAAUAAUUGUACAACCACACUGGAAGACGGUCUGGCAGUUUCUCAAAAAGUUAAACAUAUACCUAUCAUAUGAUCUAGCCACUCCAAUUCCGAGUAUGUACCCAAGAGAAAUGAAAGCAUGUGUCCACACGGUCAACCCCAAGUACCUGAGACAGGUCUGAAUCCAUUUAGAAAGUUGAUUUUGCCAGGCCGGGCGCGGUGGCUCACGCCUGUAAUCCCAGCACUUUGGGAGGCCGAGGCGGGCGGAUCACGAGGUCAGGAGAUCGAGACCAUCCUGGCUAACGUGGUGAAACCCCGUCUCUACUAAACAUACAAAAAAAUUAGCUGGGCGUGGUGGUGGGUGCCUGUAGUCCCAGCUACUCGGGAGGCUGAGACAGGAGAAUGGCGUGAACCCAAGAGGCAGAGCUUGCAGUGAGCCGAGAUGGCGCCACAGCACUCCAGCCUGGGCGACAGAGCCAGACUCUGUCUCAAAAAAAAAAGAAAGUUGAUCUUGCCAAGGUUAAAGGUUAGGGACAUGCCCGUGACACGGCCUCAGGAGAUCCUGACGACCUGUGCCUGAGGUGGCCGGGGUACAGCUGGGUUUUCUACAUUUUAGGAAGACAUGAGACUUCAAUAAUAUGUGUAAGAUGUACAUUGGUUCAGUCCCAAGAGGCGAGACAAUCUGAAGAGGGGAGAGGGCUUCCAGGUCACAGGUGAUAAAACAGGGGGUCGCAUUCUUUUGAGUUUCUGAUUAGAUGUUCACUCAUGUCAGCAAGCAGAGGAACGGCUUUGAAUUCUGCUCGUCCUGUGUCUGCAAGGAGUUCCCCUGUGAACACAUCCUGAGGGAGGGAGGCAGCUGUUUAUUAUUUAAAUCUUAGAAGCUGUCUUUUUAAAGAAUAGAACAGGAGGCAGGUGGGCCCUAAGCAGUUGCCAGCUUGACUUUUCCAUUUGGCUCAGUGAUUUGGGGGGUCCCAAAAUUCACUUUCCUUUCACAGUAUAAACACCUGUACACAAAUGUUCGUAGCAGUUUUACCUGUGAUAGCCCCAAACUAGAAAUAAUCCAAAUGUCCAUCAAGAGAGGCAUGGAUACAGAAACUGUAGUGUAUCCAACAAUGGAACACUUUGUAUGAAAAGCAACAAUUGACAUAUACUACAGUGUGGGUGAAUCUCUAGAAACGCUGUCACAGAGGGCAGGCGUGUUGUACUCUUCUGUCCUGUAUGAAGAAGGGCCCAGCGGACGAUUCUAGCCAAUGCAACUUACUCUGCAGGGACAGCGGAUUUGGGGUUGCCUGAGUGUGGGAAGGGAAAGAAUCACCAAGGGGCCGAAGGAACGUUUGGGAGUGUUGGAGACGUUUGUGGUGGCUCCCGGGGGUAUAUGUGUCCAAACCUAGCGAACCGCACAUUUUAAAUACUUGAAGACUGGGGCGGCUCACACCUGUCAUUCCAGCACUUUGGGAGGCCAAGGCGGGCAGAUCACUUGAGAUCAGGAGUUCGAGACCAGCCUGGCCAACAUGGCAAAACCCCAUCUCUACUAAAAAUACAAAAAUUCUCCGGACACGGUGGGCGCCUGUGGUCCCAGCUACUCAGGAGUCUGAGGCAGGAGAACCGCUGGAACCCGGGAGGCGGCAGUUAUAGUGAGCCAAGAUGGAGCCACUGCACUCCAUCCAGCCUGGGCGACAGAGUGAGACUCCGUCUCAAACGAUAGAUAGAUAGAUAGUUAAAUAAAUAAAUACUUGAAGUGUAUUACGUGUUAAUUAUACUUCAGUAAAGCUAUAAAAAAUGAAAAGGAGGCCGGGCUUGGCGAUGGCGACUGUGAUCCCAGCUACUCAGAAGGCUGAGGCUGGAGGAUCACUUGAGCCUGGGAGGUGGAGGCUGCAGUGAGCUGGGAUUGCGCCCCUGCACUCCAGUCUGGGCGACAGAGCGAAACCCCAUCUCAAAAAAAUAAAUAAAUAAGAAAUAAAUAAGAAGGAAAAAAGAAAGAAAGAAAAAUAAUUCCGCAGCUGUGUACAUUGUUUGCGGCUGUGCCCGGCAUGGCGAUGGCUGCUCAUGGAUCAGCUCCCCGACUGUCUCAAGGUCCGGGACUUUCACCUGGGCCACAUGGCUUCAGGAAAGGGAGCCGAGCAACCCCCCCCAGAAUCGCCCUUCUCGCCCCCCGCCCUCCCCAGGAGGGGCAGGACCUGGCGCCCCCUGACCAGGGCAGGAGCUGCUGAGCCGACCGCAGUGAUGUCCUGGUGCCCUCUGGUGGCCGCUAGGGGCACAGCAUGUCCCCAUCCUCCCAGGGGACCCUGCCCGACCUCCCCCCGCCCCCCGACUUGCCCCCCAGGCCCGGGUCUGGUCUCUGCCUCCACCGUAGAACUGGGUUAUUCCUCCUCCCUGGACUGAGGGGUGCUGCUGCCUGAAGUGCAGGGGGGCCCUACAGCCACCCUCCCACCAGGAAGGGUCAUGACUGGGCUGGAUACAGGGAAGGGCUUCCCCUGAAGCCUCAGGCCAACUCCAGUGACAGCUCGUCGUGAAAAGGCCUCAGGGUAGGGCCCCUCCCUCUGCCACCCUAGACCUCCUCUCACAGCUCCCUGGCCACAGCCUUGCCGUCAGCCUCCCUGCCUCUCCUGUCCCAAGCCCCAAAGCCUUCUCAUCUCGUGAUGGUCCACGUGGGGCCCGGAUGCCACGUGCAUGCCACCCAGGAUGUGCUGCUGGGUCAGCUGAGCGUCCACGUGAAGACAGGAGUCCCGUGCCCCCCACCUCCCACCUCUCACAGAAGUCAAUGCCAAGUGUGUGGCAGAGCCGAGCGUGAAAGGCGACACGGUGAAGUUUUUUUUUAAAUGAAGGAAUAGGCCGGGCGCGGUGGCUCACACCUGAGGUCGGGAGUUUGAGAGCAGCCUGGGAAACAUGGAGAAACCCGGUCUCUACUAAAAAUACAAAAUUAGCCGGGCAUGGUGGUGCCUGCCUGUAAUCCCAGCUACUCAGGAGGCUGAGGCAGGAGAAUCUCUUCAACCUGGGAGGCGGAGGUUGCAGUGAGCUGAGAUUUUGCCAUUGCACAUCAGCCUGGGCGACAAGAGUGAAACUCCGUCUCAAACAAACAAACAAGCAAAGAAAGGUACCGUUAUGAGGGUGGAAAGAGGAGGCAGAGAGGGAGAAGAUUCCCCAGUACAAGAGUUCAAUGAAGAGCUCGUCCAGAAUACGUAACGACUCCUACAGACCCACAGGGAGGAGGCACAGGGAGGCGGCCGCAGCCGAGAGACGCCACACAGAAGCAGAUGCGCAACUCCUGGGAAACUCCAGCCUGGAGCACGGCCACGCAGCCACCUGGGGAACGGGGCGGCACCUUCUGACGCUGACCCCAAGCGUCCUGGAAAUGCGAGAGGUUUGCCGAAAGGAAUGUUCCCAGGUAUUCACAGCCGCACCGUGUGCAGUAGCUGCAAACUGGAAACGACCCACGUCGCCACCCACGGGAAACGGCACAGCCGCGUGGCAUGUUCACACAGGACAGCCUCGCCCGCCUGGGCAGUCGCCCGCAGCCCUCAUGGCAGCUGUCUCCAGAGCACGGCGUGGGCCCGAGGACACAGACGCAGAAAGGGAUGCAGGGUGCGAUUCCACUUGUGAAAGCUCCAGUCAGGCCGGCCCUGCGUGGCGGGACGCCUUGUCCUGUGGUCUCGUGGCAGCUACUUUCUGGAAAAGCAUCGUAUGGCACCAGGCAUGCACUUUCUGCACGCCCAGCUCUCACUGCCACCCCUCACGGCGCACGCCCCCGUCUCCUAGUCUCGUGCCCUGGACUCUCAGGAGCUUCUCGGUCCAAGCGUCCUCCUUAGAGAGGUCUCCGGCCCCUCCAGCCACGCCUCUCCCUACUUCUUUCUCAGGACGUGCUGCCAUCGGAGCUGAGCUCACCUGCCUGUUUGAUUGGAUGUUUAUUGUUGGAUCCCUCGCCCUGUCCUCUUGUCCCCUCUGGCUCGGAACCUGCCUGGGAAUCGCCCUGUCCUCUUGUCCCCUCUGGCUCGGAACCUGCCUGGGAAUGGGCACCGUGAACCCCGAGGUCAGGACGGCCUGGAGGGUGCAGCUGAGCGGAGCCGGGCGUGGGGGCUCUGACGCUGACGCUCCCUGGCUGCGUGGCUACGCAGGUCACUCACCCUCACAUGAGCCCCAGAGGUCAGGACCGGGAGGCACAAGCCCUGGCCAGGACACAGAGGCCAUCUCGGAAGCAGGCCAGGAACAUUCCAGGGGCGGCAGGGAGGGCAGGUCUGAGGUUUCACCACGGGUGGCGGAGGCACGGGAACUGAGCGGUGCUGCCUGCUGGUCAGCGUCCUCCGGCCCGUGUCUGACCCCACCUCGGCCCAGCCCCGUGCCAGGAAGUCGUCCUCACGUACUGUAGCUGGAGGGCCCUCAAAUGCCAUCUAUUUGUGGCCUGGACCCUGAUGGCUGGCACGAGUCUCAUGUGGCCACAGGGAUGUUGUAUUUUUGGCACAGGGGGAGGAGCCUGUGCAGCCACAGCCUAGCACCAUGCCGCCCCGGGACGGGCAGCUCAGACGCCCAGCUCGGCCGCCGGGACCCAGGUUUGAAGGAAGCACGGCCCUCCCCUCGAGAUGCUGUUCUCUUCCUUUCAGGGCACGGAUGGAGCCCCGAGGCGGUGGGAGCUCCCAGGUCUCGUGGGGCAGGGGCGGCAUGUGCAGGGUGGUGCCCGGGGCCUGAACCCAUGAAGACCCCACCGGACCCAAUCUGCUGCCCUCCAGUGCCUCUGCUGACUCCACAUGGAAAAUUUCCAGUACAGCGUCCAGCUGAGUGACCAGGACUGGGCCGAGUUCUCAGCCACCGCCGAUGAGUGUGGCCUCCUGCAGGCCGGCCUGGCCUCUGGGGACGAGCCCUUGUCCAGUGACAUUGACCAAGGGGACAGCAGUGGCGGCAGUCCCCCCAGGGCCCCACCUCUCCCAACUGGGCAGCCAGCUGCAGGAGGGCGGAGCCGGCGGGGCUGCGAGGAGGAGGACGUGGCCACACAGCAGCCAGUCAGCAGGUCUCAGGGUGAGCCUGUCUUGGCCCUGGGGACCGGUCAGCAGACACCCAGCACGUCCGCACGGGCAGAAGCUCCACCGUCCCUCGGCCCUGGCGCCAGCCCUCCCGGCCAGUGCUCAUCCUGCCCUGGUCCGGCGUCUUCUGGAGACCAGAUGCAGAGGCUUCUGCAGGGCCCUGCCCCACGGCCCCCUGGUGAGCCCCCUGGGAGUCCCGAGUCCCCUGGCCACAGCACUGGCUCCCAGAGGCCCCCCGAUAGCCCUGGAGCCCCACCACGGAGCCCCAGCCGAAAGAAGAGGCGAGCUGUGGGUGCCAAGGGGGGUGGGCACACAGGAGCCUCUGCUUCUGCCCAGACGGGCUCCCCGCUGCUCCCUGUGGCCAGUCCUGAGACGGCAAAGCUGAUGGCCAAAGCCGGGCAGGAGGAGUUGGGGCCAGGUCCUGCAGGAGCUCCUGAGCCUGGCCCCAGGUCCCCUGUGCAGGAAGACAGACCAGGGCCAGGUUUGGGCCUGUCUGCAGCUGUCCCUGUGACUGAGCAAGGCACAGACCCAAUCAGAACCCGCCGCCGAGCCAAGCUGCACACAGUGUCCACGGCCGUCCGGGAAGCCCUCCCAGAUGUCUCAAGGGCUAAGUCAGACAUGGCUGUGUCCACACCUGCCUCCGAGCCGCAACCUGACAGGGACAUGGCUGUGUCCACACCUGCCUCCGAGCCGCAACCUGACAGGGACAUGGCUGUGUCCACACCUGCCUCCGAGCCGCAACCUGACAGGGACAUGGCUAUGUCUACACCUGCCUCUGAGCCGCAACCUGACGUGGCUGUGUCUACACCUGCCUCCGAGCCGCAACCUGACAGGGACAUGGCUGUGUCUACACCUGCCUCCGAGCCGCAAUCUGACACGGCUGUGUCUACACCUGCCUCCGAGCCGCAACCUGACAGGGACAUGGCUGUGUCUACACCUGCCUCCGAGCCGCAAUCUGACACGGCUGUGUCUACACCUGCCUCCGAGCCGCAACCUGACAGGGACAUGGCUGUGUCUACACCUGCCUCCGAGCCGCAAUCUGACACGGCUGUGUCUACACCAGCUUCUGAGCCUCAGUCCAGUGUGGCUCUGUCUACACCCAUCUCCAAGCCACAACUGAACACGGACAUGGCUGUGUCCACACCUGCCUCCGAGCUGCAGCCUGACGUGGCUGUGUCCACACCUGCCUCCAAACAUGGCCUGGAUGUGGCCUUGCCUACAGCAGGCCCAGCGGCUAAGCUAGAGGUGGCUUCAUCUCCACCUGUCUCGGAGGCUGUGCCAAGGAUGACCGAGUCCAGCGGGCUUGUGUCUACACCUGUUCCCAGAGCCGACGCCGCUGGCCCCGCCUGGCCUCCCACCCGCAGAGCUGGGCCUGAUGUGGUGGAGACGGAGGCGGUUGUGUCUGAGCCCUCAGCAGGGGCCCCCGGAUGCUGCUCUGGGGCGCCUGCACUGGGUCUCACCCAAGUCCCCAGGAAGAAGAAAGUGCGCUUCUCCGUGGCCGGGCCCGGCCCCAAUAAGCCAGGCUCAGGAGAGGCCUCAGCCCGGCCCUCAGCCCCCCGGACAGCAACUGGGGGCCACGGGGGGCCCGGAGCCUGGGAGGCUGUGGCUGUCGGGCCCCGGCCCCACCAGCCUCGGAUCCUCAAGCACCUGCCUCGCCCCCCUCCCUCUGCCGUGACGAGGGCCGGGCCCGGGAGCAGCUUUGCCGUGACCCUCCCGGAGGCCUACGAGUUCUUCUUCUGUGACACCAUCGAGGAGAACGAAGAGGCUGAGGCGGCAGCGGCCGGUCAGGAUCCGGCAGGCGUCCAGUGGCCGGACGUGUGCGAGUUCUUCUUCCCAGACGUUGGAGCCCAGAGGUCGAGGCGGCGGGGGUCCCCGGAGCCGCUCCCGAGAGCUGAUCCCGUGCCGGCCCCCAUACCUGAAGACCCCGUGCCCAUCUCCAUCCCUGAGGUCUAUGAACACUUCUUCUUCGGGGAGGACAGGCUUGAGGGCGUGCUGGGGCCGGCUGUCCCGCUCCCACUGCAGGCCCUGGAGCCUCCCGGGUCGGCCUCCCAGGGGGCGGGGCCUGGGACCCCCCUCAAGCCAGCUGUGGUAGAGCGGCUCCACCUGGCUCUUAGACGGGCAGGGGAGCUCCGGGGGCCUGUCCCAUCAUUUGCCUUCAGCCAGAACGACAUGUGCCUGGUGUUUGUAGCCUUUGCCACCUGGGCUGUGAGGACGUCAGAUCUGCAUACCCCAGACGCCUGGAAAACAGUCUUGCUGGCCAACAUCGGCACCAUCUCUGCCAUCCGCUACUUCCGCCGGCAGGUGGGGCAAGGGCGCCGCAGCCGCAGCCCCAGCCCCAGCCCCAGCUCCUAGGAGCCAGGCCCGGGCCAGGGAGAUGCAGGAUGAGGAGACGACCACAGGCGCCCAGGGCAGGACGAGGUGCCGCCCUCGCCCGGGCCCUCUGACCCCUCUCUUCUACCGCGUCCAGGAGGGGGGCGUGUCCUGGUGCUGCUCCCUCCGACUCACCUGAGGAUCCAGCCAGUGGCCACGGCCACUCCCCACGCCUGGGAGGGGAGGUGCUAAAGUCUGGGUGGGUGGAGGGCAGGCAGGUGGCUGGGUAGGAGGGUGGCCAGAUUCACAGAUGAGAACACAGGGCAUUCGGUUAAUUUCAGACAGGCAAUAGUGGGGAGGUCAUUUUACUAAGAAGUUAUUGUUCAUCUGAAAUCAAAUGCAACCGCACCCUGCAUUUCUUCUGGGGUGCAGUGGGGGCUGAGUGGCAGGACAGGACUUGGACCUCAGAGGGGUCUGAGCAGCAAGACACUCCCGCUGGAGCUCUGGGCAGAGGCAGGGGAGAGGACACAGGGUGGCCUCAAAGAGGGGAUGGGCAGCCUCCUCACAGGUGGGCUGGGCUGGCAAGGGCUCCAAGGCCCAUCACUCUUGAUCCUCGAAGGACUGUGGCCAAGGCCUCUGCGGGCUCUGGCCUGAGACAGUGAAGGCUCUGCCUGCCCCUCCCCAGUGCAGCGGCCCCUGCAGGGUGGGGGUCUGUGGCAGAGCCGCAAGCCCCUCCCCGGGAGCCCUGGGUGCAGGUGCAGAGGGAGAAUUCGGUGGCAUCAGAUGGAGGGCUGGGCUCCUGGGGUUGUCCCGGGGGCUCCUGUGGGGCAGCUGGGGACCCACAGCCAAGAGGAGUCAGAGAUGAGGUGGGAAGGUCGGUGAGGGGCCCGAGGUGGCAGAGGAAGGGGGCUGCCUGGCUGGGUGCUGGGUGGGGGUCCUCAGGACUGUGGGAGACCCUGGCUGCUGAGCGGAGAACACAUGGAUGCAGCACCAAUAAAAUUCUAUCUUUUCUUUUUC
Pan troglodytes (chimpanzee) is the source of this 10742-nucleotide messenger RNA. It is a transcript of the gene PERM1, whose product is annotated as PPARGC1 and ESRR induced regulator, muscle 1. The coding region runs from base 7143 to 9767 and encodes 874 amino acids. Lineage: Eukaryota; Metazoa; Chordata; Mammalia; Primates; Hominidae. The transcript has 4 exons. Gene Ontology annotation, biological process: regulation of DNA-templated transcription; response to muscle activity. The record is from RefSeq and is a predicted model, not a curated record. Gene Ontology annotation, cellular component: nucleus; cytoplasm.